Linum tenue is the source of this 3159-nucleotide messenger RNA. The record is from the annotation of a GenBank genome assembly. NCBI's taxonomy places the organism in Eukaryota, Viridiplantae, Streptophyta, Magnoliopsida, Malpighiales, Linaceae.
GGAAAAAGAGAAGAAGAGAAGCUGAAGUUGAAGAGAGAGCAAGCGGAGAGGGUUUACAAUUUUCCCUUUCGUCUCCAAGACUUGCUCUCCGCCAUCGGCGAAAACACCAGAUUCUCCGCCAUCGCCAUGAGUGCUCUACAGUACCUCGAAUCUCAGCGCAACGCGCAACCUGAGCUCGCCGAGUGGUACAAUUCCCUCGCGGAUCUGUACCAGAAGAAGCUCUGGCAUCAGCUCACUCUCAAGCUCGAGCAAUUCGUUGCUCUCGCCGUCUUCCAGGCUGGUGAUGCUCUCAUACAGCUAUAUCACAACUUCAUCACCGAUUUUGAGACGAAGAUCAAUCUCCUUAAGCUUGCCCACUUCGCAGUCGUAGUUUCUCGGCAGUAUCAGGAGAAAGAGGCUGCCAUUGGGUAUCUUGAUGGCGUGAUUGAAAAGCUCCAGGCUACUAGGGAGCAACGUAUAGAGGAACCGAUACUUUAUAUCAAGAUGCAGGUAGCCAUAUUCAAGCUUGAGCAAGGCGAUCAGAAAGAGUGCAAGAAGCUUCUAGAAGAUGGGAAGAGUACACUGGACAGCAUGACUGACAUCGAUCCCUCUGUGUAUGCCAGUUAUUAUUGGGUUUCAUCUCAGUUCCAUAAAUACCGCCAAGACUUUGCUGAUUUCUACAGAAGUGCACUUCUGUAUUUGGCGUACACAUCAGUGGAGUCCCUCUCAGAUUCAUUCAAGCUGGAUUUGGCAUUUGAUCUGUCUCUUUCGGCGCUUCUGGGAGAUAAUAUCUACAACUUUGGAGAGCUGCUUGCACAUCCUAUUAUAAAGAGUCUGCUAGGCACACAAGUGGAGUGGCUCUACUAUAUUCUCCAAGCAUUUAAUGCUGGUGAUUUAGUUCGGUAUCAAGAACUAUGGCAUGUGCAUGAAUCUGCCCUCAAAUCUCAACCAGCGUUAGUUGAAAACAAGAACAAGCUACUGGAAAAGAUCAACAUUCUGUGCCUUAUGGAAAUUAUCUUUAGCCGUCCGUCUGAAGAUCGAACCAUUCCAUUGAAGGUCAUUGCUGGGCGCACAAACCUCUCAAUAGAAGAGGUGGAACAUCUUCUGAUGAAGAGCCUCUCUGUCCAUCUGAUCGAGGGUAUAAUUGACCAAGUGGAAGGGACAGUAUACGUGUCAUGGGUGCAGCCGCGAGUUCUGGGGAUUCCACAAAUCACGUCGUUGAGAGAUCGGCUGGACGGCUGGUUGGGUAAAGUGCACACAGCGUUGUUGUCCAUCGAAGCUGAAACGCCUGAUCUGGGGCCCUGCAAAAGGCGGGCGACACUCCUCGUCACUCUGCUCCUUUUCUGCGCCGAUCAACUGUUUUCCUCUUCACAACGAAUCCGGAGGCCGCGACUGCUGAUUCCGGGGGAAAUUAAGAUUAGGCUGAAGAAGAUGGCAGUAGUUGCUUCUGCUCCCGGGAAAGUGUUGCUGACUGGCGGCUACUUGAUACUGGAGAGGCCCAAUGCCGGGAUCGUGCUGAGCACUAACGCUAGAUUCUACGCCAUUGUUAAACCUCUCUUCGAUCACCUCAGCCCUGAGAGCUGGGCCUGGGGUUGGUCUGAUGUCAAGCUGACUUCUCCCCAGCUCAAUAGGGAGAGCAUGUACAAGUUGUCUCUUAAGAAUUUUAAUCUUCAGCGAGUCUCCUCCAGGCAAGUCCUUUUGGAGUCUCUUCCUGGAUAAUAUGCUGUUGCGGCUGCAAAUGCUACCUUUGAUAGAAGUAAGAAGGAUGCCUUAGACAAGCUACUUUUGCAAGGUCUUGAUAUCACAAUUUUGGGUGGUAAUGACUUUUAUUCAUACCGAAGCCAGAUAGAAGCACAUGGUCUCCCUUUGACAUCAGAAUCACUGGCGUCACUCCCUCCUUUCAAGUCUAUCACUUUUAACGCUGAUGAGAAUGCAAGUGGUCAACAGUGUAAGCCUGAAGUUGCAAAGACAGGUAUGGGCUCAUCUGCAGCAAUGACCACUGCUGUGGUUGCUGCUCUACUCAAGUACUUUGGACUAGUCGAUCUUUCUACCUCCAGCUAUAACGAAACUGAAGAUCUUGAUCUGGUUCAUAUCAUAGCUCAAAGUGCUCACUGUAUUGCCCAAGGCAAAGUUGGCAGUGGGUUUGAUGUCAGUUCUGCAGUUUACGGUAGCCAGAGAUAUGUCCGCUUUUCACCCUCUGUGCUUUCAUCUGCCCAGGAUGCAGUGAGAGGAAUGCCAUUACAGGAAGUCAUAGUCGAUAUUCUGAGAGGAAAUUGGGACCACGAGAGGACUAAGUUCUCUUUGCCUCCGUUGAUGACCUUGUUACUUGGGGAACCAGGAGUUGGAGGAUCAUCCACACCAUCAAUGGUAGGUGCAGUAAAAAAGUGGCAGAAAGCUGAUCCACAGAAGUCUCAAGAAACAUGGAGGAUAUUGUCAGCAGCAAAUUCAGCGCUGGAAACACAACUUAAAGCUUUAAGCCAACUUGCAGAAGAGCAUUGGAUUUCAUAUAAAUCGGUGAUAGACAGCUGCAGCACAACAAAGACUGACAAGUGGGUGGAGCAAGCUGCUGACCACAACCAAGAAGCUGUUGCUAAAGCAUUACUGGGGGCAAGAGAGGCAAUGCUCGAGAUCAGAAGGCAUAUGCGCCAGAUGGGAGAAGCUGCCGGUGUUCCAAUAGAGCCAGAAUCGCAGAACAAAUUGUUGGAUGUUACGAUGAACAUGGAAGGAGUUUUGCUGGCCGGGGUCCCCGGUGCAGGUGGGUUUGAUGCAGUAUUCGCUGUGACGUUGGGGAACUCUAGCAGCAGCAAUCUUGCAGCAACCUGGAGCUCGCUCGAUGUUCUAGCAUUGCUAGUACGAGAAGACCCGUGUGGUGUUCGCCUAGAACGUGGUGAUCCGAGAAGCAGUGAGAUCACAUCAGGUGUUUCUGCAAUGAGCAUCCAGUAGGGGGUAUCUCCAGAUUUGUUGUAGUGAAAUGUAUUCUAUUGUUGGAAUGAGAGAACUGAGCGAGAGAUUGUGCAAUACGAGGUUUAGUUUAGGUUGUUUAUGGCUUAAACUGGAAGAUGCAAAGACCCUUUUGGUCUGAAUAAUGUGGUAGUUUGGUUUGAUAGGAGGAAGAGAAUAAUUAAUGGAAGGAGUGGGGAGUUAAAAGACUUAAUUUGUUCUUUACAUUCGAAUUCGAUA